This is a messenger RNA of Henningerozyma blattae CBS 6284, 1260 nucleotides long. It is a transcript of the gene RPN7, whose product is annotated as proteasome regulatory particle lid subunit RPN7. NCBI's taxonomy places the organism in Eukaryota, Fungi, Ascomycota, Saccharomycetes, Saccharomycetales, Saccharomycetaceae. The coding region runs from base 1 to 1260 and encodes 419 amino acids. Gene Ontology annotation, cellular component: proteasome regulatory particle. The transcript has a single exon. Gene Ontology annotation, biological process: proteasome-mediated ubiquitin-dependent protein catabolic process. The record is from RefSeq and is a predicted model, not a curated record.
AUGGCAGAAUCAGAUUCAGAAUCCCAAACAGAUUUGAAAGCUACCCAAUUGGCAGAUCCAACCGUCAAUAAUGUCCCCAAUUAUAAAGCUUCCGAAUUAGCUUUCAUAUUAGAUCCGCAAUCAAAUAAAUCAUUAUCGAUGGAUUUGAAGAAAAAAUCUCUUAUAGAAUUAUUGGAAAUAAUUAAAGAUGAAGAAAUGGCACCUUAUUACAAAUAUUUGGCAAAUAAAUCUAUUAUUCAAUUUGAAAAUGAAUUUUAUGAUGAAUUAAUUAAUAAAAAUCAAGUUAAAAUUAAAGAAUUAGAAGAAAAUUUAGAAAAAGUGAAGGAAAAUGAUGAAGGUGAAUUAGAACAAACUCAAUGUUAUAUUAAGUUAGGUGAAUAUUACACUCAAAUUGCAGAUUUAAAUAAUGCAAAGAAAUAUUUAACCAUUGCAAUGAAUAUGGCUAUUUCAUCAGGUGCAAAAAUUGAUAUCAUGUUAACUAUUACAAGAUUAGGUUUUUUCUAUAAUGAUCAAUUAUUUGUUAAAGAAAAUUUGGACCAAAUAAAUAAUUUGAUUGAAAAAGGUGGUGGUGAUUGGGAAAGAAGAAAUAGAUACAAGACCUAUUUGGGUAUUCAUUGUUUAUCUAUAAGAGAUUUCAAACAAGCUUCAACUUUAUUAGUUGACAGUUUAUCCACUUUCACAUCCACAGAAUUAACUUCUUAUGAAAAUUUAGCCAUGUAUGCUUCCAUUGCUGGUUUACUAACCUUAGAAAGAACAGAUUUAAAAUCAAAAAUUAUUGAUUCGCCAGAACUAUUAUCUUUAUUAACUGUUGCAUCUUCAUUACAAUCUUUAUUCUCCUUAACUCUAUCAUUAUAUACUUCCGAUUAUUCUUCUCUAUUCCCAUACCUUUUAGAAACUUAUGAUAAUGUUCUAUUGCCAUGUAAAUAUUUAUAUCAACAUGCAGAUUAUUUUGUGAGGGAAAUGAGAAGAAAAAUUUACGCCCAAUUGUUAGAAUCUUAUAAAACAAUUUCUUUAUCUUCCAUGGCAAAUGCAUUUGGUGUAUCGGAACAAUUUUUAGAUAAUGAUCUUUGUAAAUUCAUACCAAACAAACAAUUAAAUUGUAUCAUUGACAGAGUAAAUGGAAUAAUUGAAACCAAUAGGCCAGAUAAUAAAAACUCUCAAUAUCAUUUGUUGAUUAAACAAGGUGAUGGUCUAUUGACAAAAUUACAAAAGUAUAAUGCAGCUGUUAGACUAACAGGUAUUAAUGAACAUACUGAUUAG